AGAUUUUUCCGCGACGUGUCAGUUCUCCGAUUUUCGUCGGUUCUGAUCAAACUUCGUUCUGAUAGUUACCUGUGAGAGAGAGAGAACAAGAAGAAGGAGAUUGGAACACCGUCGUUUAUGGGAAAUUAGGGUGUUGAGUUGAACCUCUCUGGUGCUGAGGUGUUAAUUUAAUUGCUUAAUUAUGGGGUUGGGGAUUAACGAUGGUGAUGAUUUGGUAGGUGACGAUGGGGAUGGCAGUGGUGCUGAUCGUGGAAAUGGGGGCAAGUUUUUUGGUUCGGUUUCUUGUUUGAUUUGCUUUGAGACGGUCGCCGAUAAUGGGGAUCGAUCUUGGGCCAAGCUUCAAUGUGGUCACCAAUUUCAUCUGGGUGUGCCUCCACCUCAGCAUCCAUCUCAGCCAAAAAAAAGGCCACGUCAGACACAAAGAAGGGCUGAUGAACGGAAUGUUAAAUGUUAACGUAAACGUUAAGAGAGGGGCUGAUUUGCCACUGCAGGUGAGUUGAGGGGUUGAUUUGCGCGUGAAGUGGGUUGAGGGGGUGAUUUGCCACCAGUUGUUGAGUUUAGGGGGUGUUCUGCACCUUUUGC
Rubroshorea leprosula is the source of this 582-nucleotide messenger RNA. The record is from the annotation of a GenBank genome assembly. NCBI's taxonomy places the organism in Eukaryota, Viridiplantae, Streptophyta, Magnoliopsida, Malvales, Dipterocarpaceae.